CCUCCCCCCAGAUCCUCAGAGGACUGGGUCACCCUGGACCUUGCUACUUCCUGCUCCUGGUGGCUGCUGCUCAGAGCUUAUGGAGCUGUGGAGGCAACUGAAGGAGGCCAGAUUGGUGCCUCUGGGGCUGGGUCCACCCCCUCAGGCCCUCAGGGGUUUCUCCCCAGUGGAGAGCCCUGGCCAGACCCACAUGUCCCCAAGGGCAGACAUUGGAAGUGCCAGGGAGAGUCUAUUGUGGAUCCGAGAGGAGCUGGGGAACCUGCGCCAAGUGGACAUCCAGCUGCUGGGCCAGCUAUGCAGCCUGGGGCUGCAGAUGAAGGCCCUUCGGGAGGAUCUGGUUACCAUCCUGGAGGAGGAGGCCAGGUGGGAGGAAGAGGAGGAGGAGAGCUGUGAAGAAGAGGAGGAGGAGGACGAAGAUCCCCAGAGGAAACAGGAGGAAGAACACUCAGGGGCCUUCUCCCUAGCCCUAGGCCCCCCUGACUUUGAGAUGACAAUCUGAGGCUCUGCCUGUGUGAUUUUAUUAGAGUGAUACACAAAUGUAAUACAAAUUUAUGCAAAAGAUGGGGAGAUUUGUAGGACAAAUCAGGUUUGGAAUCAAGUGUGCUGCCAGAGCAAGUGCUUUCUCUGAAGAUGUCUGCUGUGAGAUUUAGGCGUUGGCCUGUGAGCUGUGGGCAUGUUUGCAGAUGACACAGGAGGUUGCAGAGAAGCUGCAGGUUGCAUUUGCAGAUGCACCUGUGUGCAUUGCUGAGGAAAGAUGGGUCUUUGUCAAUGUGAUGGAGAUGCUUGCAGAUGAAAUGUUAGAGCAAUGCCGUCCAAUAUAGUAGCCACUAGCUGAAUGUGGCUAUUGAGUAUUGAAACAUGGUGAGCCACAGCACCCUGGAGAUGUGCUGUGAGGGUAAAAUACACACCAUACUAUUAUUAUUUUGAGACAGAGUCUCACUAUGUUGCUCUUGGUAGAGUGCUGUGGUGUCACAGCUCACAGCAACCUCAAACUUUUGGGCUUAAGCCAUUCUCUUGCCUCAGUCUCCCAAGUAGCUGGGACUACAGGCGCCCACCACAACGCCCGGCUAUUUUAUGUUGCAGUUGUCAUUGUUGGUUAGCUGGCCUGGGCCAGGUUCGAACCCACCAGUUGUGUGGUUGGCACCGUAACCACUGUGCUAUGGGUGCUGAGCCAAUACACACCAUAUUUUAAAGGGUUACUAUGGUAAAGAGAAUGUAAAAACAUCUCAAUAAUGUUUGAGAUUCUUUGUUGAAAUGAUAGUAAUUUAAUAUAUUGGCAUAAAUAAAAAUAUUACUGAAAUUACUUGCAGGUUUGUUUGUU
Molecule: messenger RNA, 1321 nt
Organism: Nycticebus coucang (slow loris)
Lineage: Eukaryota; Metazoa; Chordata; Mammalia; Primates; Lorisidae
Gene: ERICH4
Product: glutamate rich 4
Exons: 2
Coding region: 80-499 (139 amino acids)
Source: RefSeq, a predicted model, not a curated record